AUGAAAAAAAUCAUCAGCUGUCGCGUGGGCUUCGAGGAGAUAGAAAUCGGAAACAUCAAAGAGGACUAUGUGGCCGCUCGCAGAGAAGAGGACCAUGUGGCACACAGGUGGUCGAUGGACGCAGGAGCCCAAUCAAAUUGCGUGCAAGACCACCGACUGAGGCUCCUACGACAAAUCAACGAGGAGGUGGCGGAAGAGGAGGAAGAACAAAUGGUGGAAGAGGAGCUAGAAGACAUUUUGGAAGAGGGAGAAAAAACUGAAGUUUUUGGUUGGGAGCCAAAAAAGCAUCAAAAAUCUCAUUUUUAUAAGGUCCAAUACUACAACACUAGCAUUCAUCUAUUGUAA
Caenorhabditis remanei is the source of this 345-nucleotide messenger RNA. RefSeq lists its product as uncharacterized. NCBI's taxonomy places the organism in Eukaryota, Metazoa, Nematoda, Chromadorea, Rhabditida, Rhabditidae. Bases 1 to 345 code for a protein of 114 amino acids. The transcript has a single exon. The record is from RefSeq and is a predicted model, not a curated record.